Molecule: messenger RNA, 433 nt
Organism: Aspergillus fijiensis CBS 313.89
Lineage: Eukaryota; Fungi; Ascomycota; Eurotiomycetes; Eurotiales; Aspergillaceae
Exons: 4
Source: RefSeq, a predicted model, not a curated record
GAUCUGACAUACCUCGAGUCUUUCACUCUUCUUCUUCUUCUUCUCUCUCUCUCUCUCUCUCUCUCGCUUUCUCUGUCUUACUUCCGUCCAUCUUACUCUUGGCGUAAUCUUAGAUCCCGUUCUUGUCACCAUGUCUCAACAAGGAUACUACAACGGUCCUCCUCCGCCGCAGCAGGCUUACGGCCAAUAUCCCCCGCAAGGUUACCAGCAGGGUUACCCUCCUCAGGGCGGAUACCCCCCUGGCCCUCCUCCCCAGGGCUAUGCUCCUCAACCCAUGCAGUACCAGCAGCAACCCCCUCCCCAGCAGAAGGACCGCGGCUGUCUAGGAACCUGGUAAGCGAUCCAUUGCGUUGCCCUCUCCAGUCCUACCAGAAUCUCUCACUAACAUUUGUCUUCUGCUCAGCUUGGCUACUCUGUGCUGUCUGUGUCUGUG